AGAUCCUACGAAUCGGAAUAGGCCAAGUCCCGAACGAGAAAAGAAACUCAUCCCAGUGCUGCGAACUGGCCCCUUGAGUCUGGAGAGGCCGAGUAGGAGAGUCGAUUGAUCAUUAGCGUCAUCAGCUCAUCGUCUUGUGUCGUUCGAUCUCAUUGCGCAUUUUCGUCCCCCUGAACGAAGAGAGAGCCCCCUGACACCUGCCGCAGCGAUGGUCCUCAGCUCCCUUUCCUCCCUCGCCUUUCCCGGCGUCGACGUCGCUUCAAUCGCUUUCGGUUGCCGCGCAUUCUCAAGUGUCUCUUCCACGCGCCUCUCUUCCCGCCACAGUGCCGGUGCCGUUGUUCAUGGAAAGAGGUUCCAAGUGGCGCUGCGACCAGGUUGCGUAAGAGCUUCUGCGGCGUCGUCUGGUUCAAAGGAGUCGUCACCGCUGGUGGUGUGCUUUGGUGAGAUCCUGAUCGACUUCGUCCCAACAGUCAAUGGCCUCUCCAUAGCUGAUGCUCCGGCUUUCAAAAAGGCUCCUGGAGGAGCUCCCGCUAACGUUGCCGUCGGCAUUGCUCGCCUCGGGGGUUCUUCGGCUUUUAUAGGCAAGGUUGGAGAAGAUGAGUUUGGCUAUAUGCUUGCAGAUAUUCUGAAGGAAAAUAAUGUAAAUAACAGGGGUAUGCGUUUUGAUCCUGGUGCUCGAACUGCCUUAGCAUUUGUUACACUGAAGGAAAAUGGUGAACGUGAGUUCAUGUUCUACCGCAAUCCAAGUGCUGACAUGCUGCUUCAGGAAUCAGAACUUGAUCUGGACAUUAUUAGAGCGGCCCAAAUCUUCCAUUAUGGUUCUAUCAGUCUUAUUUCAGAACCAUGCAAGUCUGCCCAUCUAGCAGCUGCAAAAGUUGCAAAAGAUGCUGGUGGUCUUCUUUCAUAUGAUCCAAAUCUGAGGCUACCAUUGUGGCCAUCGGCAGAGAGUGCAAGACAAGGGAUUCUUAGCAUUUGGGAUACUGCAGAUGUUAUCAAGAUAAGUGAAGAAGAGAUUUCUUUCUUAACUGGAGGAGAAGAUCCAUAUGAUGAUGCUGUCGUCCGUAAGCUUUUCCAUCCAAAUUUGAAGCUUUUACUUGUAACUGAGGGACAAGAUGGUUCCAGGUACUACACAAAGGACUUCAGUGGGAGAGUUGCUGGGUUCAACGUGAAUGCAGUUGAUACUACUGGUGCUGGGGAUGCCUUUGUUGCUGGAUUUCUCUCACAGUUGGCUGAUGAUCUUUCCUUACUCCAGGAUGAGGGCAAGCUCAGAGACGCUCUUAAGUUUGCAAACGCAUGUGGGGCGCUAACAGUCACCGAGAGAGGAGCCAUCCCUGCGUUACCAACGCGAGAGGCUGUACAACAGGCAAUAGUGCAGUUCGCUGCGUAGAAUGCUGGCACUUGUCGAACCUCGUCAUUCGCAUUAUCAGAUCCCGGCUUAGUGACAUAGAAUACCUUCUGAUACUACAUUCUGUGGCUAGUUGUGAUAACCGUGCUUCUCUGUUUCUUACAGAAUUUUACGUGUUAUGAUCCACGCAAGCUCUUGUAUUUUUGUUUGGAGGGCAGGUUCAUUGAAUUUUGGAAGCCUCCCAGCUAAUAAAGUUAUUACAAUUUAA
This is a messenger RNA of Nymphaea colorata (pocket water lily), 1613 nucleotides long. RefSeq names its product probable fructokinase-6, chloroplastic. NCBI's taxonomy places the organism in Eukaryota, Viridiplantae, Streptophyta, Magnoliopsida, Nymphaeales, Nymphaeaceae. Gene Ontology annotation, cellular component: cytosol; chloroplast stroma. The transcript is spliced from 7 exons. Bases 209 to 1387 code for a protein of 392 amino acids. Gene Ontology annotation, molecular function: fructokinase activity. Gene Ontology annotation, biological process: fructose metabolic process. The record is from RefSeq and is a predicted model, not a curated record.